AGCAGAAGAGAGCUGGUAAGCGGGGCGUUUCUGCUCUGGAUUGCUUCACCGGGGAGGUCACCCUUUUACCUUUAAAUAUCCAGGAGAACGAGAGCUACAUUAGAUGCUGUCUCACGACCUGAAGAGCGUCUCUCAUCCAGAAGCCUCUGACUGAAACGCUUGGGGUAACGAGAAACGGAAAGACCUUCUGUACCAGACUGAAAUUUCCUCUUCUUUAGGAUCCUAAUAUAAAGAACCAUGUGGAGUGACAUCUUCUACCCUGAAAAUCCUUGGAGAAGGGAGCAGCUCAUCCGUAGAAGUCAAGAGCUUCACGAUCUGAUGAAGAACAACUUCAGAGCCACCAACCAACUGAUUGAUGUCAUGAACAAGUACUUGAGCUGCUCCUUCGAACACAUCAAAUUGAACGAGAGCGCGACUCUUCGAGAGAACUGUGACAUGAUCAUUGGAUCCAUUCAUAAGAUACAGGCAGAAGUAGAGAGGAUUGAUGUAAAGCUGAAGGAGAAGUUGGAGCCCACUCUGUACGAGAAACUGAGAAACCUGCCUUCUCUGUCUUCUAUAGAUUUUAAAGCCAUUUCAACUGCAUUCACAGUGAUUUGUGGCGUUGGAACUCUUGGAACCUCUGCUUUAUUUAUCCAUUUAGUGAGGAAUGGAACUAUUCUGGCAAACGUAUCACGUACGUUUCUUAAGAUUGGAGCAACUACGUUAGGCACUAUUGGGCUGGCGGUGGUGUUCUUGGGGAUCGAUAUGAUUAUUGAGGCCAUCAAGGGGAAAAUUGAGGGAGAUAAACUUAAGGCGGAGCUGGAUCAGUAUGACCAAGCUUUGCAGGAAUUCAGACCGGCGUCUGAAAAAUAUCAGGAUAACAUUACCUAUGUCCUAGCAAAAAUUGAGAUUUUAAAUGAAUACAAAAUGUUAGGUUGAAAUGUUUGCUGCAUUCAUGCUUAAAACAUUCAGGAAUACAGGAGAAUGGAAGUAAUGUGAAAUGAUUUGUUGAAAAAGAAAAUAAUCAUGAAAUAAAAUUCUUCUGAUAUGAAAA
Puntigrus tetrazona (Sumatra barb) is the source of this 1033-nucleotide messenger RNA. Its product is annotated as single-pass membrane and coiled-coil domain-containing protein 3-like. The record is from RefSeq and is a predicted model, not a curated record. The transcript is spliced from 3 exons. Lineage: Eukaryota; Metazoa; Chordata; Actinopteri; Cypriniformes; Cyprinidae. Bases 238 to 918 code for a protein of 226 amino acids.